Molecule: messenger RNA, 3234 nt
Organism: Mugil cephalus (flathead mullet)
Lineage: Eukaryota; Metazoa; Chordata; Actinopteri; Mugiliformes; Mugilidae
Gene: mylk5
Product: myosin, light chain kinase 5
Exons: 17
Coding region: 184-2799 (871 amino acids)
Biological process (GO): protein phosphorylation
Molecular function (GO): protein kinase activity; ATP binding; protein binding
Source: RefSeq, a predicted model, not a curated record
GUGCACAGCUUCAGUGGCUCGGCAGAGAGUGAGAACGAGGGACUGAAGUGUGAGAGAGGGCAGGCUGCAGAGGCCCACGCCACAGCGACUGGUGGAAGGAAGUGUGACAAUCAGCCCAGGAGAUGACUUUGUGAAAUUUCGUCUGUCCUUCCGUUCAGAGACCGGACCUUUUCUCAAACAGACAUGAAUGGUGAUGGCGGCAAACAGCGUUAUGUGUCAACCUUCAGGAUGCAGAUCAAGGCACCCUGUGCAUCAUCGGCUUCAGGGAAGGAGCCAAGAGCUGCUGGCACCAGGACCUCAGUCAAAUCAUCUGAUACAGGGUCUGUUACGCUUUCCUCCAAUAAACAUCUGGAACCGCCAGUCUUUGUAAAGCCCUUGGAGGACUGCUGUGUGGAUGAAGGCCGUGACAUCACACUACGCGGGAUCCUCACAGGAAGCGAGCCAAUCAAAGUUGUGUGGCUGCACAAUGGUGAAGUGGCACGCUUUGGAAAUGCAUCCUUCAAUGGCAGGGAGGUGAAAUUUGUGGUGAGAGAGUGCUUGCCAGAGGACGCCGGUGCAUACACCUGCUUGGCAGAAAGCAAUGCAGGGAAGACAUCCUGCAGCGCUGCUGUGUUUGUCAGAGACUUUGAGACUAUCUGUGGUGUGCGGAAUCACGUCGCAAAGAUCCCCACUUCUUUAUCCAAGAGCACAGCGGAAAAUGGAAGUGCACAGCAGGUCCCCAGAGAUGAGCCACAGAAGUUCAAAGGCUCUCAUUCUACGUCUCCCACAGACUCCGCUAAACAGAGCCUGUUGUCUCCAAAAGAAGUCCUCCCAAAGAAGAGAGCUAACUCAGGGACAGGCCCAGUGUUACAUUUUGAUAACCCCCCGCAGCAUCUCGAGGUGAAGGCAGGACAAACUGCCAAGUUGACGUGCUUAUUCAUCGGAAACCCACCUGUCGUGUCUUGUUGGAUCCGAAACAAAGAACAGAUAGUGGAUGGUCAGGAGCUUUGGGUGGAAAAUACAGAUGGGAGCAGCACACUGGUCAUAGCAGAGGCUAAACCACAGCACUCGGGUCGCUAUACUGUUGUAGUGAAGGAUCGCAAGAGCUCAGCUCAACACGUGCUUACACUUUCUGUUAUAGAAAGACCAGAGCCUCCAGCCUCUUGCCCGGUGGUCACCCUUGUCUCUGCAUCCAGUCUUGUGCUGUCCUGGUCGGGCCCCUGCUACGACGGCGGCAACGCCAUACUGGGAUACGUGGUUGAAGUAAAGAAUCAAGGAGACGCCAAGUCUGAGGAUUGGACUGAACUCACUGCUCAGUGUAAAAGUACAUCGUACAGAGUGUCGUCCGGGCUUCUGCCGCAACAGGAAUACUGUUUCAGGGUGAGGGCCUACAACGCAGUGGGAGUAAGUGAGCCGGGACCAGUGUCACCAGUGGUUAGGAUGGAGCAGAAAGGAAAAGCACAAGAAGAGGAAGCCCCUCAAAUGUUUUACUCCGUCACCAUUGACUCCACUCACAAAGUCACAGAUCACUACAAUUUGCAUGAGAAACUGGGCAUGGGAAAAUUUGGCUUGGUUUUCAAGCUAACUCACAAAGAGACAGGACGUGUGUGCGCUGGAAAGUUCUACAAAGGACGUCGUGCCAAAGAGAGGGAGGCUGCUCGUAAAGAGAUAGAACUGAUGAACUACCUGCACCACCCCAAACUAGUUCAGUGUUUGGCUGCGUACGACCACAAGCCUGAGAUGGUUAUGGUCAUGGAGUUCAUUGCAGGUGGGGAACUGUUUGAACGUAUUGUCGAUGACAGCUUUGAGCACACAGAGCCUGCCAGUGUGCGCUACAUGCAGCAGAUCCUGGAGGGAAUCGCUUUUAUGCACCAGCAGAACAUCAUCCACCUGGAUCUCAAACCAGAAAACAUUGUGUGCGUUGACACCACCGGCACGUCCGUUAAGAUAAUUGACUUUGGAUUAGCCAGCAGGCUUGAUGGCAAUACACCUCUGAAGGUAAUGCACGGGACACCUGAGUUUGUGGCACCUGAAGUGAUCAACUAUGAGCCCGUGUGUUUUGCCACUGACAUGUGGAGCAUUGGGGUCAUCUGCUACAUCUUGCUGAGUGGCGAGUCUCCUUUCCAGGGAAACAGUGAUGCAGAGACCCUGGCCUUGGUGACGGCAGCUCAGUGGGAGUUUGAUGAGGACAGCUUUGAGGAGAUUACAGAACAGGCAAAAAAUUUCAUCAGUUCCCUGCUCAACAAGGACACCAGACAGAGGAUGUCAUGUGCAGAGGCCCUUGCCCACCCCUGGAUGGCAGCAUUUGACUCUGGCGAUCUGGCCAACACAAAGAGUCUGCCCAAGGACAAGAUGAAGAGGUUUCUAGCCAGGCAGAAGUGGAAGAAAGCCGGCAAGGCCAUGUUAGCCCUUAAGAGAAUGGCUCUAUUGACUAAAAGUGACAGCUCUGUGUCUCCCACAAGCCCUCAACAAGACUUAUCCCUGGACCCUGAGACAGAACAUGCUCUGCAGUCUCUGGAGCGUAAGAUGCAGGGACCGCCGCAGUUCACCCAGAGCUUGAAAGACCAGACAGUAGCUCAGGGAUCCAGCGCCCGUCUCUCAUGUUAUCUCACAGGAUACCCUGACCCAGAGGUGGUGUGGCUGUGUGGCGAGGAACCUGUGGUGGAGUCAUCCACUGUGCAGAUAGAGUAUGAGGAAGAUGGCCGAUGUACCCUGGUUCUAAUGAAAGUCGGCCCCAAUGACACCAAUGUUUACACUUGUAAGGCCACCAAUGACCACGGGGAGAUAUUCUGCUCAGCCAAACUAACGGUUAAAAAAUAGGUUCAUACUCAGCAAAAAAACUGUAUAAAUACAAUGUUCUUUGAGACCUUGAAUAGAUGCAUUGAACUUUGUUGUUUUAAUAUGAGGGACACAACUGGGGACCAGUCUGUAUACCUUUUAAGUGUAGCUAGAAAGACAUGUAUUUUGUACAACAUUUAUAUUAUUCAGAUGUAUUUUGUUACAGACCUACAUGCAUAGAGGUUGAUAUUUCUUUACGGGAUGUGGUAAUAAACUGCCUUAGUUUCAGGUAAAACCGCAAAUGUGUGUCUAGACUGGGUAAUGGUGAUUCGCUUUCCCAAACCUGUCUUCUGGCAUGGAUAAAUCCAUUUUGUGGAGAAAAAAAAAUGUUGUUUGUACGUAUUGAAGUUUCAAUUCUAAAAUCCUACAUAAGUUUGUAGAAAAUAAAAAUACAUGUAUAUUAUUUGCCGAACUUCA